Molecule: messenger RNA, 2120 nt
Organism: Nematostella vectensis (starlet sea anemone)
Lineage: Eukaryota; Metazoa; Cnidaria; Anthozoa; Actiniaria; Edwardsiidae
Product: signal recognition particle 54 kDa protein
Exons: 18
Coding region: 76-1572 (498 amino acids)
Biological process (GO): SRP-dependent cotranslational protein targeting to membrane, translocation; SRP-dependent cotranslational protein targeting to membrane
Cellular component (GO): signal recognition particle, endoplasmic reticulum targeting; cytosol
Molecular function (GO): GTPase activity; ATP hydrolysis activity; endoplasmic reticulum signal sequence receptor activity
Source: RefSeq, a predicted model, not a curated record
ACGAGCCCGCCAUUGCAAUAUGGCGGAAAACAAAACGAAAAUUAUGAAAAAGAAGUAUCAAUAAGUGUCGCCAAAAUGGUGUUAGCAGAUUUAGGACGGAAGAUAACGACUGCAUUGCGCUCUCUGAGCAAUGCGACAGUCAUCAAUGAAGAGGUGCUUAAUGCAAUGCUUAAAGAAGUAUGCGCUGCAUUACUAGAAUCUGAUGUCAAUGUGCAAUUGGUGAAACGUCUACGUGAAAAUGUCAAAGCCGCUAUUGAUUUUGAGGAGAUGGCAGCAGGUCUUAACAAGAGGAAAAUGAUCCAGCACACUGUAUUCCAGGAAUUGUGCAAGCUUGUUGAUCCUGGGGUAAAGGCCUGGACGCCAAGUAAAGGGAAAAAGAAUGUGAUCAUGUUUGUUGGACUUCAAGGGAGUGGAAAGACCACAACAUGCUCUAAGCUUGCUUAUUACUACCAGCGCAAGGGCUGGAAGACAUGUCUGAUUUGUGCUGACACAUUCAGAGCAGGUGCAUUUGACCAGUUGAAGCAGAAUGCUACAAAAGCUAGGAUUCCAUUUUAUGGAAGUUACACUGAGACAGAUCCAGUAAUUAUUGCUCAAGAAGGAGUGGAGAAAUUUAAAGAAGAAAAUUUUGAGAUAAUUAUAGUUGAUACAAGUGGUCGGCAUAAGCAAGAAGAGUCAUUAUUUGAGGAAAUGUUGCAAGUAUCAAAUGCAGUGUCACCUGAUAAUAUCAUCUUUGUGAUGGAUGCGACCAUUGGACAAGCUUGUGAAUCUCAGUCAAGAGCAUUCAAAGAGAAAGUUGAUGUAGCAUCAGUUAUUGUAACAAAACUUGACGGACAUGCAAAGGGAGGAGGAGCUCUUAGUGCUGUUGCCGCCACCAAAAGUCCUAUCAUCUUUAUCGGUACAGGAGAACACAUUGAUGAUUUUGAGCAGUUUAAAACAAGACCUUUUAUCAGCAAGCUUCUUGGUAUGGGGGAUAUUGAAGGUCUGAUUGACAAAGUCAAUGAGCUGAAGCUGGAAGAUAAUGAAGAGCUGAUUGACAAGUUAAAGCAUGGUGUGUUCAGUCUACGAGACAUGUAUGAACAGUUCCAGAAUAUCAUGAAAAUGGGUCCCUUUGGACAGAUUAUGGGCAUGAUCCCAGGGUUCAGUAGCGACUUUCUGUCCAAAGGCAAUGAACAGGAAUCCAUGGCUAGAUUAAAACGACUCAUGACCAUCAUGGACAGCAUGAAUGACCAAGAGCUGGACAGUCCCAAUGGUGCCAAGCUGUUCACCCGUCAGCCAGGCCGUACUACACGUGUCGCACGAGGCUCAGGCGUGUCUGUGCGUGAAGUUCAAGAGCUACUCUCUCAAUACCAGAAGUUUGCCCAGAUGGUUAAGAAGAUGGGAGGCAUAAAGGGCUUGUUCAAAGGUGGUGAUAUGACGAGAAAUGUUAACCCAACACAGAUGACUAAACUCAACCAUCAAAUGGCGAAAAUGAUGGACCCAAGGGUAUUACAGCAGAUGGGCGGCAUGUCUGGACUCCAAAAUAUGAUGCGGCAAUUCCAGCAAGGAUCUCAUGGGGCGGGUGGAUUCAAGUAAAAUGUUUGGAUGAUGCAAUGGACAUUGAACUGGGACAAGAGACAAGCUGAAUAGACCAAAAGGCCACACUGUUAGGAAGUGGAGGAGUUCAUAUUUAUCCAAAUUCUCGUGCUCUCUACAGUCAGCAGCUCAUGUUUUCAAUUUAUUUUAGUCAUCUUAGGUGGUGACCGAAAUUAUUUCAAUGUUUUCCACAGCAAAACCUUGGCGACCGCAUCCAAGAUCGUUCGGCAAAAUGUAACUGUAAUGUCUUGUUUUAGGUCAAAUGAUUUAUUACUAAAAAUUGGGAUAGCGCAAAUGAGAGUCUGCGGGCAUUUAUCCAUCUCAGGUGCAGAAACCUGAUCCCCCCUAGACUUGAAUAGCGUACUGUAUGUGGAACGUUGAGAGAACCAAGGGGUACAGCAACCUGCAAUGGACUGAUAACGAACACUAAAUGGGUCCUAAGGGGUGGAUGACUAAAUUGUACAUAUACAUGUCAAACAAUUCAGAAUGGAUUCCGGUCAAGCCAUAAAGAAGAGCAAACUGAUUAAUAAAAUGCAAUAGAUGAUUGA